AUGCCCACUCAUUGCUGUGUCCCUGAAUGUAACCAAAAAGGUGUAAAAUCGCCAACGGGAGAGAAAGUAUCUUUUUUUGAAUUUCCAAAUGAAUCUUCACUGAGAAAGAGGUGGAUUCACGCGAUCCGACGAGACGAAGGAAAGAACUGGCAGAUCACUCGAGACACGAAAGUUUGCUCUUUGCAUUUUAGACGAGAAGAUCUUAGAAAGUCGCUCGCUGGACGAAUUUAUCUUGUGGAUGGAUGUGUACCGUCAAGAUUUGCUUGGUCUAUUCCAUCCCCAAGGAAAAGAAAAGCACCAACUGAAAGGCUGCCUUUGCCAAUUCCCUUGUCUUUGAAGAAGCGGUUGUUUACAUCCGACACUUCUUCUGAAAUCAACAUCGCGUCUUCAGCUGUUGAAAGUUCAAAUGAAAUAUUUCCCAGUACAAGUGGAGGCAACGAAACAAAUGAGCCCGAUAUUAGCGUUGAGAGUAACGUGGAAAUGGAUCAAGGAAAGAAAGUCGAGGAUCUUGAGGCUAGACUUUUACAAUCUGAAAAGGAGCUUGCGAUCCUUCGAAAGAAGAACGAGGAACUGGAAAGAAAGAUUAUCGAAAACGAACAGCACCAGGAGACACUGUCUUCCCGUUUAUUUUCUCUUGAUCGCUUAAAGUCCAAUGCGGAUGUUAAUUUUUAUACUGGCCUUCCUAAUUAUGCUACUCUCAUAAGUAUUUUUGAAUUUCUGAAUCCUGGUGAGGAUUGUGAAAACAUUCGCUCCAGGAUCAGCUCAGACGUUCCUGAGGAGUUUUACAACUCUGAAUCUGACGACGAGGAAGAUACGUCGACAACCAAGAGAGGACGCCGCCGAAAACUUAAGCCUUAG
Molecule: messenger RNA, 858 nt
Organism: Porites lobata
Lineage: Eukaryota; Metazoa; Cnidaria; Anthozoa; Scleractinia; Poritidae
Source: the annotation of a GenBank genome assembly